CAAUGAAUUUCUUUAAAGAGUUGUUACUACUUAUCUGCAUUUUGUGCAUAACCCAUGGGGCUAACUAUGUGGGCCUAAGUUUAACAUUACUUAUCCAGCUAAAACGUUAUCACUUUGUAAUAAAAUAUGAAAUCCACUUACAAUUAUUACAUGAAUUUCACUCAUGUAUUGGUUAGAAUAAAGUUGACGUACAUUAUUGCAAUCAACAUCCCAAUAUUGAAAAUGAGACAGCCGAUCUAUGAUAGUACCUCUUGAUAGGUACUUUCACCCAUUAAAUUCCACACCAUGCUUUACCAUUGGUGAUUUUACUAAUUUUGCAUAGAAUAUGCCAUUAUUAUUUGCAUGAGCACCACACCAAAGCUUAAGUAAUUCGCAUUAAUUUGGAUUAAAAUCUCAAUGCGAAUCUUAAUAUGUGCAAAAAGUGAUUAUGUAACAAGCAUUUCAGAAUUUUCUUUAACUGAUGGAUUUAGGAAUAGAAAAAUCACGGCAUUACACAUCAACAUACCAAUAAAAAUUAUUUAUAGAUAAUCAUCUUUUAGCUGAUGUGGAAAUGCCUCAUAUGUUAGAAGUAUCAGCAGUCUCUAUGAUCUGAGGGUGUCGACAGACAAUUCAACAAUCUUACAGUUAAUAAGAAAAAGAUAAUGUCUACUGGGAGUAACCUACUACGCAUGUAAUUAAGACAGACUUAUUUUAUAGAGGAAAUACAAUUUAUAUUAUCCGGUAGGCAUUUGAGCGGUAGUAUUGCGCCUCUCUGUGUUUACCACAAAUGUUCAUGCAGGACUAAUUGAUCUUCGCGGUUUUCUGUUACAAACAAUGUCCUAAAUUAACUAAAAGAUAAAUUCAAACUGCAGGAUUUUAACAACGUAGUACACCACAAAUGUUGUGCUAGGUAGGUAGGGCAUUUCUAUGAGUAUUUUAAAAACGAGGGCUUGUCUCAAUGCUUUAUUGACGCAUAGAAGCUUUCAGUCCUUAUACAUAUUUAUAUAUUUACAGAUGCAUAUUUUAAUGGUGAUUAUUAUAUUGCCGAAUUAUAAACACAUAUCUUCAGCGUAUUACAG
Trichobilharzia regenti is the source of this 1058-nucleotide messenger RNA. Lineage: Eukaryota; Metazoa; Platyhelminthes; Trematoda; Strigeidida; Schistosomatidae. The record is from the annotation of a GenBank genome assembly.